Messenger RNA from Rubroshorea leprosula, 1324 nucleotides. The record is from the annotation of a GenBank genome assembly. NCBI's taxonomy places the organism in Eukaryota, Viridiplantae, Streptophyta, Magnoliopsida, Malvales, Dipterocarpaceae.
AAAAUUUAAAAGAGAAAAUCAUUUGAUAACCAAACACCACUUAAAAGUUUUUUUACUAUAAAUUUGAAUGAAAAAAGAUCGUGACCUCGAUUUUUUUAAUUGAACAAUCAAAAUCAUAAAUGUUUCAAAGAGGAGUGCUAGGAGCACUCGCCUCCUGCACUCUCCGGCCAACACUUUCACUUUUAUUGGGCCACGUUAUUCUAGUAAGCAAGAGGGUCCACCGCAAAGCCCGAAACAAGCUUACGUGGCCCAAUGAAAAGGGAAGUGUUGCUGGAGAGUGCACAAGGCGAGUGCCCCUAGCACUGCUCAUGUUUCCAAAAGAGCACUAAAGUAAGGUUAAAACUAAUUAAAUGCAAUUUUUUUUUUGAAAAGGUUCUUAUGAUGACUUUUUAAAACUUUGUUUUCCAUUUCUUAAUGGUAUUGAUAGCUAAUGUUACAAACAGGUAGCUUCUUUAUAGCUUUUGGAGUAUUUGUUAAGCUUUUAAAUUUGAUAAUUUUUAUCAAUAGUUAAAAUUUUGACUAUUUUAUGUGAAAUAUUCUUAAUUGAGGCUAUUUAGCACUUCUCUAAAAUCUUUAUCGAGCCAACACUUCUCCAAAAUAAAUUUUAGGAAUUCUUAACUCUUAUACUGACCUAGAGUUUUCCAUACAGCUAUAUUUCAUCUAAUCAACUAGAAUUGAUUAGGGUUGCUGCCAGUAUUAACGGAAGGAUGUUACCAUCUAAGUAGGUCAGCAGGCCCCUGUCCUCCUUUCUACAGAUUUUAGUUUCUGACCUGGCAGACUCUAGCCGUUAAUUUAUGUUUUUGGAGUCUGUAACACACUGUUUUUGCACUAGUUUAUCAAUGAAUACAAGCAUUUGAAGGCCUAAAAACCAAACUAGAAUUGAUUAAAUUUAAGCCCUCUUAUUGGCUGAAUCAAAAAAGUGGCCUGAUUUAUUUUUGGAUGUGUGGUGUUCAUCACCUAUGGAAGCCGGAGGAUAAAGCUGAUUUUUAGUCCAGUGUACCGUGUGGUGUGGGGCAUUAGAGUUUUAUUAUUUUUUUAUUAUUUUUUUUAUUAUUAUUAUCAAGGGAAAUUACAAGGGGAAAAGGGUAGUUGGUACCCUCUUUGAAUUCAGGACCUACCUCAAGAGAGUACACCAAGCUUUAAACUAGGCUAGUAAACCAUUUGCGUAAUGAAGCCUGGUUCGUUUGUUCUUGUUCGAGGCUUUGAGUUGUUUUUGUUCAAGGGCGAUUAUCUAACGAGGAAUAGGUGAAACUAAAUUUGUAGCAAUGGAGAAUAGUAUGUGUGAUUUGACUGCUUUAUGGUAUAGGCAGAUCUUUUAUUUGCA